Molecule: messenger RNA, 733 nt
Organism: Cladocopium goreaui
Lineage: Eukaryota; Dinophyceae; Suessiales; Symbiodiniaceae
Source: the annotation of a GenBank genome assembly
AGCAGAGUGACGCGAAGUGAACUCGUCCGCGACGAGUUCCGCGUGCCGAGAGGCUGAUGGCCUCACAAGAGAAGGAUGGCCAGAGCCGAUUGAAGAAGCUUCAAAAGGUCAUCAAAGAUGCCUUCAGCUGUUUUGACAAGCAGCAGAAAUGGGUCAUCGAGCAAGACGAGGUGGGAGUGGUGAUGCGAUAUCUGGGGCAGUUUCCCAGCGAGUCCGAUCUGAAAGAGACCAUCAUCCCAGAACUUCUGGAAGAAGAUCCCUCGAAAGAUGGCAUGGUGUCUUUCGAAGCCUUCGAGAGGCUCAUGCUGAGGUGCCUUAGUGACCACACCUAUGACCCUGAUGAUUCGGAGACGCUGCUUGCAGCAUUUCGAGUAUUAGACCCUCAAGGUCAUGGCUAUAUCGACUCCAACUUGAUGCAUGAAUGGUUGUCUACCAAGGGUGGCAAGGCCAGUGACUUCUUCAAGGAAAGAGAAACCUCCGAUUUCUUGGAGUACGCCAAGGACAAGGACAGCUCUGAUUCCAGUCGCAUCUACUACGAGGACUAUGUAGCCAAGCUCAACGCGGACAUCGAGAAGCACCUGGAAAGUCUAUACCAGGCUGCUCGGGGUUCCAAUGCCCGGAGCCAAUGAGGAAGCAAGCUCUCUACAAAGGUAGCAGAGCUUGGUCUGAACAGACCUGAAAAUCACCUGAUUUUCUCAACAUCUCCCAAAAAUCAAAUCAGCUAGACAUCUCU